Talaromyces rugulosus is the source of this 1653-nucleotide messenger RNA. RefSeq lists its product as uncharacterized. Lineage: Eukaryota; Fungi; Ascomycota; Eurotiomycetes; Eurotiales; Trichocomaceae. The transcript is spliced from 7 exons. Gene Ontology annotation, molecular function: transmembrane transporter activity. Gene Ontology annotation, biological process: transmembrane transport. The record is from RefSeq and is a predicted model, not a curated record. The coding region runs from base 1 to 1653 and encodes 550 amino acids.
AUGGACGAGAAAUCUAAAGCGAACCGACAACCUGAUGAUAUUCACGUCGUCGAUGCAUCAUCGCAAUCCGAGGUCAACCCUAUAGACCAUGGCAUGUUCCGCGACACCUCGCUAAACAACCAUACAACGAAGACACAUCCUCAACCGACCUCGGACCCAUUGGAUCCUUUGAAUUGGUCUCGGUUUCAGAAGAAUGUAGUGUUGAGCAUUGUGAUGUUCAAAUAUUUCUUAUUCACUUACAUAACAACAACAACAGUGCCUUCGUUUGCCGAAAUCCAGGACCAGUUUAAUAUCUCUUAUUCUCAGGUGAAUUGGACUGUGGCUAUCCCCGCUCUGGGCCUUGCCGUUGGCCCGCUCUUUUGGUCCUCCUUCAGUGAUAUUUAUGGCCGUCGCUCUAUCUUCAUAGUUGGCACUAUUAUAUCAUUGGUUUCCACAAUAGGGGUUGCUGUGGCGGACACCUAUGGAGGUUAUAUGGCUGGACGCUUUUUUCAAGGGUUCGGCGUUAGUCCUGCAUCAACCGUAGGAAUGGCCGUCGUCAAUGAUAUGUUCUUUGACUUUGAGCGUGGCCAGAAACUUGGUCUGUGGGUUCUAGCAAUCGACUCGGGCCUUCUCCUCGGACCAACUUUUGGUGGUUUCCUUGACGUAGUUAGCGCAGCUUGGAUUGACUGGUUCAAUUGCAUUCUGUUUGCAGCGCUACUGGUAUUGGAAUUGUUUUUCAUGCCUGAGACAUUAUAUCCUCGCAGCCUCAUGCUCCAGAAAAUGCCAAAGGAGGAUUCUUUUUCAAAUGACAUUGAAAAACGUCCUAGAAAGUCAGCCCAAAAGCAAGAAACACCCACAGAGAUGUUCAAAGACCUGAAACGCACAAAAACGCUUCUUUUCAUCAACUACCAUCCUAUCCCCGGAAUCUGCCAUCCGAAACCUUGGGACUCCGUAACUCGGUUCUUCAUCACCUUUCGAUAUCCUGUUGUUGCAAUUUCUAUUUUAGGUUACUGCUUCCUCUGGUAUUGGUGGGUGUUAUCGGUGAUCACAAUGGUGCCCGCUGCCUAUGCAAACUACUCGCCCCUGAUUCAAGGAUUGCUAUUCCUGGGCUUGUUUUUAGGGACUUUAUUUUCGGAAAUCUUCUUUUCUGGUACUUUGAGCGAUUAUAUCGUUGCAAGACUAGCAAAGAAGAAUGGUGGCGUACGCACUGCUGAGAUGAGAUUGUGGCUAGCUUACCCUGCUAUUGUUUUGACGGCAGUUGGAUUGAUUGUUUGGGGCAUCAGCAUCGACAAAGGCUAUCAUUGGAUGGUAGGACAGGUGGCGCUCUUCCUGUUCGCUGCCGGUAUACAAAUUGGAAAUACCGUGACAAGUAGUUACAUUGUCGACAGUUAUCCCCUGCAGUCUAUGAGUGUGGUCACUUUUUAUGCCGUCUUUCUCAACUUGAGCGCAUUCAUUGACCCGUUUUUCAUUGCAACUUGGCAAAGUAAAUCUGGAUGGACAUGGUGCUUUACAGCGCAAGCCUUGAUCACUCUGAUUGGCGGCACUGUGGUCUUCGCCUCAUUGCAGAGAUUUGGAGGAAAGAUGCGCGAGAAAACACCGCAACCAUCUUGGGUGAAUCCAGAGUUUGACUCCGGCUUACAGUCCGUUGAUUUUAUCGACUCGUCUGACCCGUAG